CUGCCGCUGCCGCUCCCCUGGCUGCUUGGAUUUAGCGCUUGUUUGAUUCCCUGCAGGAGAAAAGGAGAUUAAGGGAGGGGGGGCACGGAAUGUAGGAAUAAAUAAAAUUAUAUUUAAGGGUGGAAAAGAUCAAAGAGGAAAAACAAUCAUUCUCUCUCUUUCUCCAGACACGGAGAAAUUUUUGCUCCUCUUGUUUUCUGGUUUAUUCUUUCCUCGGGAGUUGUCAUGAAAAGGGGGAACGUAGAGGCCCUGCGAGAUGAGCCUGCCCCUGGGCAACCCCGCUGCUAGGAUGCUCUUUGUUAUGGCUCUGGCCUGUGCCAGCCCCUUUCUGGACCUACGGCGGCGAACCAUCAACAUCCCCAUCAUUUUCAGUGGCUCCACAUACACACCAGAGAGUGCCCGGUUCACACCUGAGGACUUCCGCAACUUCUCCAUGGAAAUUAACCCCAUUCCUGUGGUUCUGAAUGACACCAAUCCUCGCAGUCUUAUUGUGCGACUCUGUGAUGUCCUCUCUUCCUUACAUAUCCAUGGGGUCGUUUUUGAAGACGAUACACGAACAGAGGCUGUGGCCCAGAUCCUAGACUUCAUCUCCGCACAAACCUCAGUUCCCAUCAUUGGCAUCAAUGGAGGAUCAGCUAUUGUUCUUACACCUAAGGAGAAAGGAUCAACUUUUCUGCAGCUGGGUUCCUCAACGCAACAACAGUUGCAGGUGAUGUUUGAGGUCCUGGAACAGUACGACUGGACGGCAUUUGCUGUAAUUACCACGCUGUUCCCUGGCUAUGAAGAUUUUGUAGAUUAUAUUGAAGUGUUGACUGACAGCAGUUUCAUUGGCUGGGAGCACCGCAGCACUGUGACCCUUAACCUCACAGAUGACCCAGACGGGGCCCGCCUCAAACGCCAGCUCCGGGAAAUCAAUGCUCGCAUCUGCCUUCUCUACUGCUCCCGUGAAGAAGCGGAAAGCAUCUUCCGUGCAGCUCGUGAAGUCAAGCUUACAGGCCCAGGGUACAUCUGGUUCAUGGCAGGUGCCAACUUUGGUAGAACUGAAUACAUGCCGGAUGAGCUGCCUGAAGGUCUCUUCAUGGUGCUGUCAGCAGGAUGGAAAGAUGAUCUCUAUCACAGAGUACAGAAUGGUGUGGCCAUCAUUGCUAAGGGGGCUGAGGCCCUCUUCCAAGUCUACGGCUCCUUACCAAAAUUCAACAAUGACUGCCGGGCACCCAAUCUCACCCACUUCAACGAGAAUCUCCAUCGGUACUUCAUGAAUGUUACCUGGGGCGACAAGGACUUCUCCUUUAAUGAAGAGGGGUAUCUCAUCAACCCAUCCUUAGCUGUGAUCUCCCUGAGUAAAGACCGAACCUGGGAGGUGGUGGGAAGGUGGGAGCGUAGCAUCCUGAGCAUGUCCCGGUACAGGAAAUUCCUGCAACCUGUGGAUGGCAAUAAGCACCUCAUGGUGGCGACCCUGGAGGAAAGGCCCUUUGUCAUUGUGGACGACAUUGAUCCUGCCACAAAGACCUGCAUCCGUGACUCGGUGCCCUGCCGUCACCCAGUCAACAGCACCAACAGCAAUCAUUUGGAAAAGAGAUGCUGCAAAGGGUUUUGCAUUGACAUUCUGAAGCGGCUCGCUAAAACUCUGGGUUUCACCUAUGAUCUCUAUCUGGUCACCAAUGGCAAACAUGGCAAGAAAGUCAAUGGCAUGUGGAACGGCAUGAUUGGAGAGGUUUUUUACAAACGAGCCGACAUGGCGAUUGGAUCCCUGACUAUCAAUGCAGAGAGAGCUGAAGUAAUAGAUUUCUCGGUGCCCUUUGUCGAGACAGGCAUCAGCGUCAUGGUGUCCCGUAGCAAUGGAACUGUUUCACCAUCUGCCUUUCUAGAACCCUACAGCCCUGCUGUCUGGGUAAUGAUGUUUGUCAUGUGCCUGACUGUUGUCGCAGUGACCGUCUUCAUCUUUGAAUAUUUCAGCCCAGUUGGCUACAAUCGCAACCUCAGCGCCAGUAAACGCACUGGAGGUUCCAAGUUCACCAUUGGAAAGUCAAUCUGGCUACUCUGGGCUUUGGUGUUCAACAACUCUGUGCCUGUGGAGAACCCCAGGGGAACCACCAGCAAGAUCAUGGUGCUGAUCUGGGCCUUCUUCGCCGUCAUCUUCCUUGCCAGCUACACAGCCAACUUGGCCGCCUUUAUGAUCCAGGAGGAAUACGUAGACACAGUGUCUGGGCUCAGUGACCAGAAGUUCCAGAAACCCCAGCAUCACUAUCCGCCACUAAGAUUUGGCACAGUUCCCAACGGAAGCACUGAGAAAAAUAUUCGGAACAACUAUGGGGAGAUGCACGAAUAUAUGGGCAAGUACAACCAGCGUAGUGUGGAGGAUGCACUCCAUAAUCUGCAGACGGGGAAGCUGGAUGCCUUCAUUUAUGAUGCAGCUGUCCUGAACUACAUGGCCCGCAAGGAAGAAGGCUGUAAACUUGUCACCAUAGGAAGCGGGAAAGUCUUUGCCACUACAGGCUACGGCAUUGCGCUACAGAAAGGAUCCAAGUGGAAACGGCCCAUUGACUUGGCCCUGCUCCAGUUUCUGAGUGACGAUGAGAUUGAGCUGCUGGAGCGUCUCUGGCUCUCAGGAAUCUGCCACAAUGACAAAAUCGAAGUGAUGAGCAGCAAGCUGGAUAUAGACAACAUGGCUGGUGUCUUCUAUAUGCUCCUGGUAGCUAUGGGGCUCAGUCUCCUGGUCUUUGCCUGGGAACACCUCAUAUACUGGAAAUUACGUCACUGUAUGAGACACACUGGACGACUGGACUUCCUGCUCGCCUUCAGCAGGGGCAUGUACAGUUGUUGUAGCAGUGAAGAUCCAAAAAUUCCAGACCAGCAACAGUUGCCUAUCCUUAAUCAUACCUAUGGGCCAUCACGUAGUACCGCCCCAGCACUCCCCAGUCCCCCAGGCCCUCCGCUCCCUUGCUCCAGCUUCCUGCCCCGUGAGCGGCGUAUCGUGGAACGGUGGCGCCACGCCCGCAGCCCUAACUGCUACAAAGAUCUCUACCCUCCAACACCUACGGAGCUGCCCACUACCAAACCACCACGCCACAGCCUCAAGAGUCCUUUCUCUGAUGGCUUCCACCGCUUCUAUGGCCCCAUUGAACCCGAAGGGCUCUCUGAUCAUGUCGGUGGGAAAAAGAUGGCUCCCUGUCAGCUCUCUCCACCACCACCUUCCCGUGGCCUGGAAAACCCUCCUUCCUACUUUGCCAUUGUCCAUGAAAAAGAUUCGCCUGACAUGCCGCCAGUGGCAUCAGGCUGGCAACGUAAAUCUCUCCGUGGCUUGUAUGAAAGUUUCCAGUCUGGGAAAGGGGCCAGCCGGACCCCAGAAGUGAAAAAGUACGACUCAUCUAGCGGAUAUGCCACCAAAAGCCCUUGUGAGUUGGAAAGGGGCAGCAGCCGGCCUUUCGGGAAAGAGAGGAGUCGCUACGGCUACACACGGCUGUCCUACGAAGACGAGCGCUCCCCGCCUCUUCCCCGUUACCGGCAUGCCGACGACACACCCCUGCCACGAGCUGAGCCAGAAACCAAAUGCCCAACAUCAUCAAGCCGAGAGAGAAGCUCCCGGGCUCACAUUUGCCGCAGCCAUUCUCACCCACUUGCCGUCGGUGCCAGUCUGCGCAGCCAAAGUCAUUACAUGGAUUUUUCGGACUCAGAUUCUGAUAUCUGUGAGAGGGACAGCGAUGGCCAUAGCUGUUGGUACCAGUCUCCCGAUUACUUCUGCACAUACCCAUCCCGAGAGAGGCAGCUCUUUGCCACCCACAAGCCUCUGCACUAUUGGUCAGCUGACAAGUUGGCUAAGUGCCACGGAUGCCACGGUCCUUGUCAGCACUGCCUGAGCUUGGAAAUGCUCUCACCGCCCACCCCGCCCUGCCGCAAGGAGGCCUUGCGUUACCUGAGCUGCUCCGAGGAGCGUUUGGAACGUCGCCUGGACUGGGAGCACCGCCACUGCAGUCUGUACGGCUGCCUGGCUUCGCAGCAUUGCCAUGGUUUCCAUCGCCGCCGCCACCACCAUUCCUGUGAGCUGGGGCCGGCGGGUGGAGUCCUUCACCCCACCUCCCGCAGUCUGGAGGACCUCAGUUCCUGCCACAUGAUGCGCUGCGGGGCCUCCCACCGACAUCAAGGUGGCUUCUCACCAGAGUGGCUACCACGCCGGGUGAGCCGGAGCGGGGAGCUUUUUGCCCGGCGUGGUUCAGCCCAUUUCUCCAGCCUGGAGUCAGAGGUAUGACCAGUGACAGGUGGGGUGGGAGUGGGUCUGGGGUAAGGAGAGAUGCUUUGGACAGGAAUGACUGGAAAACGAAAAGAGACUGUGCUGUAGUUUUAUUCACCAAGUGGGGACAGAGAUGAUGGUAAUGGCAUUUGUGGCCCAACAUGAGGAACAAAAGCAGUGCUAUGAAGAUGAUGGGGGGGGGGGGAGAAAAGUGCCAUGAAUGAACCCACCAGGACAAAAAGGGCAUGCAACUAGGAUACUAAUGGAAAGAUAUGACCUAUAGCCACAUCUUUCUACCACAAGGAAGGGGAAUUGUUCAACCAAAAGAGUCACAGAUAAAAACCCACCAUGGAGACUGGAACCAGUGAUAAUCUCAUUUU
Molecule: messenger RNA, 4608 nt
Organism: Pogona vitticeps (central bearded dragon)
Lineage: Eukaryota; Metazoa; Chordata; Lepidosauria; Squamata; Agamidae
Gene: GRIN2D
Product: glutamate ionotropic receptor NMDA type subunit 2D
Biological process (GO): monoatomic ion transport
Cellular component (GO): membrane
Molecular function (GO): ligand-gated monoatomic ion channel activity; signaling receptor activity
Source: RefSeq, a predicted model, not a curated record